AUGUCGGAGCGACCGUUAGUCCGUCCGGACGAGGACGGUGUCGUCGACAUCUCGUACAGCGGACUGGGCGAAAUCGCAGAGGCCUAUCGACUUCCCUGCGGAACUGACGCCGCUUUUAGCAAUCCGUUCCUAGAGUUCCAGGCGACGAACUGCAGAAUAAGUCGAAUCCAAAACCUCGAUCGUUGUACUUCGUUGCGUCGUUUGGUGCUUCGCCAGAACCUGAUCACGGAGCUACGUGGACUGGAGACGCUGUCGGAGCUCGAAGAAAUUGACCUCUAUCUAAAUCAUAUCAGGGAAAUCAGCGGACUUGAGCAUAAGCCCAAAUUGAAACGCCUGGAUUUGUCUUUUAACCGCAUCCACAGUAUGGCAGGGCUGGAGCGUUUCCACUUGCCGGCCCUGGAGGAACUGUAUCUCGUCCAAAAUAGAAUCAAGGAAAUCGCUGGCCUCCAAGCACAUAAUCUACCGCAACUGCGAUUGUUGGAACUGGGAUCCAACCGCAUAAGAACGCUUGGAGACAAUCUAUUCGAGGUAGGAGGCUCGCUAGAGGAGCUAUGGCUCGGACGGAACAAGAUCGUUCAGCUCCCGUCGCUGCACUGCUUCCGCCGACUCAAACGCCUUUCACUGCAGAGCAAUCGUUUGUUGGCACUAGGGAGCGCCCUCGAAUAUUGCCGAGACUCGCUCGAAGAGCUCUAUCUCAGUCAUAACGGUAUCUCGGCUCUAAAUGGGACGGAGAUGCUCCGAAACCUGAAGCUGUUGGAUCUGGGUUGUAACCGCAUUGCGCGCCUCGAUGACUUGUUGGAUGACUUACAAAAUCUCGAAGAGCUCUGGCUGAACGAUAACAAAAUAGACAGCAUUGAACAGUUGCGCCAUCUCUCGGCACAUGCGAAACUGCGGACCCUGUACCUGGAGGGAAACCCGCUCGCUGAACGGCUCCAGACUCAGCACGGAAACAAGUGGUAUCGAGCGCUGGUGCUGCGUGUUCUGCCUAUGUUAACACAGCUGGAUGCGGAACCCAUCGACGAGGAGACGCGCGCGCUCGCCGAUUCCGAGCAUUGUGAGUGCCUCUGGAAUCGGGAGGGUUGA
This is a messenger RNA of Cyanidioschyzon merolae strain 10D, 1083 nucleotides long. Its product is annotated as similar to protein phosphatase 1, regulatory subunit. Gene Ontology annotation, molecular function: protein binding. Bases 1 to 1083 code for a protein of 360 amino acids. The record is from RefSeq and is a predicted model, not a curated record. NCBI's taxonomy places the organism in Eukaryota, Rhodophyta, Bangiophyceae, Cyanidiales, Cyanidiaceae. The transcript has a single exon.